Vitrella brassicaformis is the source of this 5919-nucleotide messenger RNA. The record is from the annotation of a GenBank genome assembly. NCBI's taxonomy places the organism in Eukaryota, Vitrellaceae.
GGCAGAGAUGGGGCGAAAUGUUGUGAUCUGCCACCUGUGGUGCUUCGUCUUGCUGGUAUGUGGCCGUGUGUGGGGUGAAUCUCCAAUAUUGACGAACGAUGACGACGCUGUGUACACGAAGCUGACGUACACGGAGAUCACGGAGGCCUUCGAAGGGCUGGCGGAGAAAUACCCCAAGCUGGUCAAGCUGGAGUCAGCUGAAGAAAGAUACGGCAAGUACAAUGUCAAGACCUCGCAGUGGAAAUGCGACGACCUCCCGUGAGUGAGAAUGGAGAGAGGAUGACAAAGGGAGGGCCCGGUGAUGGAGGCAGAUGCAGUGUUUGUGCUGGUUUGUGUGUGUGUUGGGCAUGCAGGUGUGACAUAAUGAUUGUUCGACUGGGGAAUAACGAGACUCUCACGGCCAAGACUCCUGAGGUCACAGACAGACAGAGGCAGAGAGGCAUCGACGGCGGCAUGAGUGGAGGGAGACCCGCUCCCCGUUGCAUUGAUUGUGCAGGUGUAUGUCAGUGGUGCGCUGCAUGGCAAUGAAAGACUGGGUACGGUCCGCAGGCAGACAGGCAGGCCGAUAACGCGGUGAGUGAGUGAUUGUGAUGGUGUGUCCACCAGGUCCCCCCGUGUGCACAUACCUGGCGGAGUUUCUGUGCGAGCGGUACGGCAAGAAUGACAAGGUCACAUGGCUGGUGAGUGAGGCCUCUCACACAAGGCAGGCAGCCAGGGAGGGAGGGAGGGAGGCACAAAUGGGUGCAUGGGCCCCCACCUCAAUCUCCAUUGGGUUCGCUCGGCGCCGUCUGUCUGCCUUUCCGUGCGAAUCUAAGUACGAUUGAGAAACAGACACUGUCUCGGUCUGCCACUACUCACGGGGGUGUCCACAUCAGUCUAGCGCUAGACACGGCCGCCCACCCAGCUGACCGAGAUACAUACCAUACACACACGUGUUUCCUUCCUGCACGCAAUGCCUGGCUCGUUCACCCGUUGUCACACACAUGUCUGGCUGGUUGUCUGUCUGUCUGUCUGUCUGUCUGUGUGGUGUGCUGUGCACGUGUGUGUCUUGUUUGUCCAGAUGGACAAUCGGGUUUUGUGGAUGACGCCCAUGACCAAUCCCAUCGGCGUGGCCAACGACCAACGGGUGUGCGUCGCCAGGACAGACAGGAGAAUCCCAUAGCCAGAGAGAGGGAUUUUGGUUGCGCUUGUGUGUGGUGUGUGAAGGAGGAGAACAACAUCGACCCGAAUCGUGACUUCCCCUACAGGGCACCCCCAGACGCCUGCAUGGCCACCAUGACGGUGAGCUUGCAAGCACGGAACGGCACCUCAAGCACAAACUCCAUCAUCGGUCCUCUCUGCCUUGUGUGUGCCAGGCCCGGGCGGUGAAUGAGCUCUACCGCGAGCACCUCUUCCGUCUGGGCAUCACUUUCCACGGAGGUGAGGUACCCACCACACCACACUAGCUAGCUACCACACGCCACGGUGGAAAGUGUGAUGGUCUGUCUGUCUGUCUGUCUGUCAGGCCAGCGUGUGAUGGCGUACGAGUGGGGCUCCUUCGACCAUCUGGAGCGUGACCCAUCGGCUCCCUCGGGGUACAGUUCCACCGAGCCGCCCGACGAGCAGACUCAGGUGGCCAUCGGCAAGGCCAUGCAGGCCGCAGCGGGCAGGGAGAAGAAUGGCGACUUCUGGUACCCGCUCGGGGCCAUGACCGACCUUGUCUACGCUGUCGACGGAGGUACACACAGAGGUGGUUGGCUGACGCGGGAGGCUGUCAUUUGUGUUGGGUGUUGUGUGUUGGCAGGGAUGGAGGAUUGGUCAUACGCUGCCAGCUGGAAGCCAUCAGGGGACCCUAUCACGGUAGGUGCACGAGAUGACACACACACGGCAUGGGACUCUCGGCGGUCCGAGUGAGUGAGUGAGUUGUGCUGUGUGUGUGUGUGUGUGAGCAGGUAUGCGAUCCAUCGGCGAAUGGUGGGUACGACAAGGAGCGGACAAAGUACAACGAACACAUGGUUCGGUAAGUAAGCCAUCCAACCUGCCAGCCACAGGCACAGCGCACAGAGAGACAGGCACCCCACCCUGUAGGUAGAGUAGAGCGGUCACUGGGCGGGCGGUCAGUCGGUCAAGUUGCCAUUGACUGAUUCCGUCGUUCAGGUGUCUGCUGUUCUUGUUUGAGAUGGACAAGAGCAAACAUCCGGAAGAGAGCACAUACGGUGGGUAUGCACACACACACUCAGGCCAGGAAGCCACAUACGGAAGCAGAGAGGGUGGGGCGUGCUCAUCACUUCCCACAAUAUGUGUGUGUGUGUGUGUGUGUGUGUGCUGCCCUGGACCGACCGACGGACACUGCAGGCAAUCGGGCAGAGGUGGUCAAAGCGUCGGCGUAAGAUGACUGACGGCGCACUAAGCCCUUUGUCUUCGUCCGCAAAGCACUUUACUUAUCUCUUUCUCUGUUGUCUGUCUUUCAUCAGCACUGACGGCCACAUUGCCCGGAACAUGAGAUCGGUCCUCAAACUCAUGGGUAAACCCACACACCAAAGCCACACACACACCUCGGUGGCUCUCGUGUGUUUCAUUCAUCUGACUUGUCAGAGUUGGUAGAUCCGUAUGUGGUGUUCACCCAGCUGCCCCCCAAGGAGGUGCAGCCCAACGACCCGGCGUCCAUUGCCCUCCUGCCCAUAGGGUGCGUCAAGGCUACAUCACUCAGACUGCGAAUGGUCAAGGCACCUUGCCACGAACUCACAGGUAGGUAGAAACAAGAAAGACAUACCCGGGCCACAAUCAUCCACACGCAUCCCCCACUCUACCUUCCUCAUUGAGGUGUGUGGUGUGUGUCAACCACACAGAGGGAGCAUUUAUGGGCGAAGGCAGUGACGUCAUCGACCUCUCGUCGACCGGCGGCACGUCCAAUGCACAGCGGUCCGGAGAGCAGGGCUCCACUGGCGGCACCGGCGGUGCUGCAGAUGAGGCGGCUUUGUGGCAGCUGGCCGCUACAGAAGAGGAGACCGACUGCCGCGGGCUUGGUGUGUGGGAGGAGGAGGGCGACAAGGGGGAGGUGGUGUUUGAGUUCACCCUGCCCCAGCAGCUGCAGGCCGGCCAGUACUGCGCCGCCGUACUCGCAGAAUUCGACCAGGUGCUUGAUUAACAUCAGCCACUUCACGUGUGUCUCAUGUGUUCUCAGCUCGCUCAUCUGCAUGUUUGUUGUGUUUGUUUUGCAGGGCUGGGCGAAGCAGGAGGAGCCCGACCCUCCCUUGAAGCCCCAGGCGCACAUAUCUCAGGCCCGUCUCUACGACAACUACACGGCCGAGAACGCCGGCAUCAUCAUCGAGGGCCACAAGACCUGGCUCUUCCCCAGGGGUACCGCCAGCGAACUCGCCAUCCCAUCAGUGCCCGGCAACAAAGUCGUCUACGGCUUCUCGCUCACAGUGUCGUUCCUCUCCUCCCGGGCCAUCAUGGCCGUCUCGUCGGUGGCCCUUCCGCUGAUCGGGACGCCCCUAUCUGCCGCCGAGCAGGGCAACCCUGUGGACCUCUUCACGGUGACGUUCAACCUGCGCAACGAAUCGCGAGUGUCUGAUGAGCCGCUGGCUGACACGGGGGGCGCUGCCAAGGGACAUGACGCAGUGGAUAUUCUCAUCGCCUCUGUGGUCAGUCAGUGAUUGAACAAGGGGGCGUGGGGACAAACAGAUAGUCGGAUGGUCUCUCUCUCUCUCUCUUUCUCUCUGUGUCUGUGUGUGUGUGUGUGUGCAGCGGCCAGUUGAGCAGGUGUCCCAGGGGCUGUAUGUGUUGCGUGUGAGGGAGUAUGGCGACCUGCUCAAGCCUGGCAACACCUUUGAGGCGGGAGAUGCAAGUAUGGAGGGAGGCAACAAGGCAGGCAGAUCGGCCGGCCUUCUACAUGCAUUGACUCUGAUUCGUGUUCACCACUCAGAGUUGGAGGAGGGCGUGUUGGCUUCCUUCCAAGUGGGCGAGCCCAAGUCACGCGCCAAACCUCUCGAAAACGCUCACGUCGUCUUCGAGACCAGACACAAGGUGGGCAGACGAACAGCUUACACGCAUGCACAUGACAUCGAUGGCACUCAUCAAUCACAUCGCCCCGCCCUCUCUCUCAGAUUGAUGCAUCUCUCGGUGACCUGGUGGGCCGUGGGCUGGCACUCGAAAGAUAUGCGUCUCUUGAGGAGCAGGAGUACCUCGGCGAAGGCCACGCCGUCGUCCCUCUCCCAAUGUCGCCCUCCGCCAGCUCCGACACAGACACAAACAGCACGCAGAGCGCGGUGGUGUUCAGCGACCUCUACCCCACAGCCAACACACCGCCAGCCGACGCAUCCUCCCUCAUCUGCUACAUGCGGGACACCUCACACCAGCUGGUCGUCACGCGGGCCAAGGACCUGAGCCCCUUCAGGGGCUACCUGGUGUAUCGCGACGCGAGCAAGGAGAGCGGGUCGGCUGGGAGCGGUCAGGUGCAUGUGGAUGGGGCCUUGUGUGGGAUAGACAGCGGCAAGGGAGCCGAGAUGACGGUCAGGAGUGCGUCUGGAUGCUGCAAGGCUGUGGAGGUGCAGAGGCCGCUGCCGACCGUCACAAACCCGACCCUCGAUAGGGUCAUUCCCGUCAAGGCGAGAUUCGACCCCAAGGACUGCCAUUGCGGGCCAGGUGUGUAUCCUAUGCGCCUGAAAUUGGGAGAAUGGCGAUAGAUGUUCUGAUAAUUUGCUUCCUUUGUUCUUUUGCCUGCAGGUGAUCAGCUGACGCUCAAUCACGCCAAAACCCUCUACACGGUCAGCCGGCAGCAGCACCAAGGACACCACACCAGCACUUUCUGCUUACACAUCUCUCUCUCUCUCUCUCUCUCAUGCAGUGCACUCUGGGGUACCGCGACCCCGAGUCUGACACGAGUCACCUGACGAGCACGGUGUGUCCGGUGGAGGCCCUAGCGCCUCCCUCCUACCGCGAGUUCAACUGGUGGCAGCAGCUCGUCGUCUUUCUCAUAUUCGUCGUCGCAUCGGCCUGCCUCAUCACCCCCUGUGUGCUGUGGAGGUACAAAAAUGCCGGCGAGCGCAAGGCCACAUACCAGUCGUACCGACUCAGCGGGGAGUCACCGGGACCCACCAUCGAACUCCCGCCACUCGACAAAAGGGUCCCCAAAGGUGAGAAGCCAUGGAUGGAUGGAUGGAUGCCACACAGAAAGACACACCUGUACUUACUGUGAAUGUUGAUCGAUCUGUCAGAUCUGCGCACUUAUGUGGACAAGAGUUCUGAACCCAACGAGCUGCACACGGUGGGCAUCCAGCGGGAGUCACACGAUGCCGCGCAGCCACGUGCCGAAACCAGGGCAGCACCGGGCUCAAGGUCAGGGCGCGAGAGCGUCCGCAAGGAGGGGGGCCGGAGGGAGACCCGCCGCGAUGAGAGUGAGACCCCCGAGAGCCGGGAGAGGGAUCGUAGUAGGGCAGAGGGUGUGGGGGAGGGGGGCGGGGGCGACGCUGUGGGGUAUGAGGCUCCACCCAUGAUCAAUCUCGAGGAGGAGAAAGACUCGGUGACGCUGCUGUGAGUGAUGGGUGGUGGAUAGUCGUUGAUCCAUGUGAUAGCCAGGCCGAACAGGCUGAGUGCAGCUGUGCUGUUGAUUCAUGCGCACGCACCUAAUUAAGGGAUGCGUGGGCGGGGGCGGGGAGGUCUGUCGUGAAUGAAGCCAUGACGCCGUUGUCGUCGAUUGCUCUGAGGAGAGGUGCGUUUUUACUGUUCUGUCUUGGUGAGUGUGUGUGUGCGCGUGUGUGUUGUCCUUGGUAGCUGACUGCCUGUGAGUGAGAGCAGGCAGGCAGUCGGGCCUCCUGUGAGUGUGUCUUUUGGAUUGCGUGUAGAGGUUGGCUGCUGAGAAUGUAUGUGUCUUGAGACAUGUGGAGUGAGACCGAUGGAUGGAUGGAUGAUGUGAUGUCAGCCAAGGACCUUUUUGCC